CUUCUCAAUCUAAAACGGCACAGGAGCAUUGAGUAGGUGACUACACUGUGAAUAAUAGCAUCCAGUGCAACUACUAUUGAAGUUGUUGCACUUCCAAAGUCGAAGAAGUUAUACUGUUUUUCACCACCAUUCCUGUUUGAUCUACUUCUCUCUAUGAGUGAUUGCAAUUUCAUUUCUUCCUCUUCACCUUCCACCUAAGUUUUUUUAAGAAACCAAAACCUCUGAAAAAAUGGCAGACGCAAACCCAGCAUUGGCGAUCACGAAAUUGUGGCGGAUUCGCAAGACUACAUCGGAAAUGCUCGAGGAUAGGGGCUACAUGGUGUCGUUGGACUUCAAAAACGAAACAAGAGCUCAAUUCGAAGAGGCGUACACGAAGGCACAGCAAGAAGGCAUGGGAAGGGAGAGAUUCGUUAUCCUCUGCUGCCACAAAAACGACCCGGAGCAGAAGAUAUUAGUGUACUUGAUACUGACUUACUUUUUUGAUUAUGCUUAAGUGAUACUGGAAUAUCAGAGUUUUCAUGAUAUUGGAAGUCUACACUGUGCAGAUCGUAGUUUCAUUUAUAUACGUGAGACCAUGUUCUUCGAGGUUUAUUUGUGAGUUCUCAUUCCCGAACUUUCCCCUUCUUCCAAAUAUCAGGUACUUCCCCGACGAAAACAAGAAGGUUGGUGUAAAGCCAAUUCGCGUUCUUGCGGAAAAAAUGCAUGACAAUAAGAUCGACCAUGCGAUCUUGGUGGUGCGACAGAGUCUGACACCAUUCGCCAAGUCAGCGAUCGGCGAAACAUUGUCAAAGAUGCGAAUCGAGGUCUUUCACGAAAACGAGCUAGUGGUCAACAUCACAAAGCACGACUUGGUCCCCACGCAUCAGCCACUCACGGACGCAGAGAAGAAAUACUUAUUGCAGAGGUACUAGUAUGACUAUGAAACUGCACUUGUAAUUAACUUAGCACCACUGCGACGACGUCUAAACAUAUUUAUUUUGGGUCUGCUGAUGUACCAUCUAUCAUCUACCCAUCCACAAAUCCAACACGACAUUUACAAAAAAUCAAAAAAAAGGUAUCAGCUGAAGCCUAGUCAGCUUCCCCGCAUCCAGAUGAAUGAUCCGAUUGCAAGAUACUUCGGUCUUCAGCGAGAGGCCGUUGUCAAGGUGAUCCGACCGAGUGAGACAGCAGGACGAUAUGUCACUUAUCGACUUGUGGUUUAAGCUGCUGAGAUCAUUGUAUGGAAUUUUUUUGGGCCUUGAAGAUUGGAGAUGAAGAGAGACCAUCUCAUCUCACUAAAAAUCCUUAAAUGCGCACUAAACGAAGUUGUCUCCCUUAACGAGAUGACUGCAACGAAGUUCUUUCCUAACGGAGCAUAAUUGACGUGAAUACGACACUUAUAUUUGGGCACAGCGCGACGAGACCGAUCGAAUAUCUUGUUUGUGU
Amoebophrya sp. A25 is the source of this 1425-nucleotide messenger RNA. The record is from the annotation of a GenBank genome assembly. NCBI's taxonomy places the organism in Eukaryota, Dinophyceae, Syndiniales, Amoebophryaceae.